Lynx canadensis (Canada lynx) is the source of this 3383-nucleotide messenger RNA. RefSeq names its product TBC1 domain family member 20 (gene TBC1D20). NCBI's taxonomy places the organism in Eukaryota, Metazoa, Chordata, Mammalia, Carnivora, Felidae. Gene Ontology annotation, molecular function: GTPase activator activity. Gene Ontology annotation, cellular component: endoplasmic reticulum membrane. Gene Ontology annotation, biological process: positive regulation of GTPase activity; endoplasmic reticulum to Golgi vesicle-mediated transport. The transcript has 8 exons. Bases 95 to 1306 code for a protein of 403 amino acids. The record is from RefSeq and is a predicted model, not a curated record.
GGCCGAGCCGGCGCUGGGUCCCGCGGCCAUAGCCGCGUCUUCUCUCGGCUCUGCCACCAGCCGGGGCUCGGGCCCGGGCCCGGGCCCCCGGGACAUGGCCCUCCGGAGUGCGCAAGGCGACGGCCCCACCUCCAGCCGCUGGGACGGCGGCGCCGAGAAGACAGACUUCACCGCCAAAAGGAAAAAGAAAGUGGCAGAGAUUUACCAGGCUCUGAACAGUGAUCCCACUGAUGUGGCUGCCCUUAGACGCAUGGCUAUCAGUGAAGGAGGGCUCCUGACUGAUGAGAUCAGGCAGAAAGUGUGGCCCAAGCUCCUCAAUGUCAAUACCAAUGACCCACCUCCUAUAUCAGGGAAGGACCUGCGGCAGGUGAGCAAGGACUACCAGCAAGUGCUGCUGGACGUCCGCCGGUCCUUACGGCGCUUCCCGCCCGGCAUGCCAGAGGAACAGAGGGAGGGGCUGCAGGAGGAGCUGAUCGACAUCAUCCUGCUCAUCUUGGAGCGCAACCCCCAGCUGCACUACUAUCAGGGCUACCAUGACAUCGUGGUCACGUUUCUGCUGGUGGUCGGCGAGGGGCUGGCGACAUCUCUGGUAGAAAAAUUGUCCACCCACCACCUCAGGGAUUUCAUGGACCCCACAAUGGACAACACCAAGCACAUAUUAAACUGUCUGAUGCCCAUCAUCGACCAGGUGAAUCCAGAGCUCCACGACUUCAUGCAGAGUGCCGAGGUGGGAACCAUCUUUGCCCUCAGCUGGCUCAUCACCUGGUUUGGGCAUGUCCUGUCUGACUUCAGGCACGUUGUGCGGUUAUACGACUUCUUCCUCGCCUGCCACCCGCUGAUGCCCAUUUACUUUGCAGCCGUGAUCGUGUUACAUCGAGAGCAGGAGGUCCUGGAUUGCGACUGCGACAUGGCCUCGGUCCACCACCUGUUGUCCCAGAUCCCUCAGGACCUGCCCUACGAGACACUGAUCAGUAGAGCCGGAGACCUGUUCGUUCAGUUUCCCCCGUCCAAGCUGGCUCUGGAUGCAGCUGCCCAGCAGCAGGCCGAGAAGACGGCAGCCUCUACCUUCAAAGACUUCGAGCUGGCGUCGGCCCAGCAGAGGCCUGACACGGUGCUGCGGCAGCGGUUUCGGGGCCUUCUGCGGCCUGAGGAGCGAACGAAAGACGUCCUGACCAAACCAAGGACCAACCACUUUGUGAAACUGGCGGUGAUGGGGCUGACGGUGGCGCUCGGAGCGGCCGCCCUGGCCGUGGUGAAGAGCGCCCUGGAGUGGGCCCCGAAGUUUCAACUGCAGCUCUUCCCCUAGACGCCAGAGAGGACGCUUCCUCUUCCGUGACAUUAAGGUCUCACCCUUCCAUGGAAGGAUUGGGAGGGGGUGGAAUUUCCUUUAUUAAAAGGGUUUCUGUCAAGGGUUUUCUAUUCCUGCCGGCCCUCCCUCCCUGCCUGUGGUUUGCCUUUGCUUCAGAGGCCGAGAGGGGAGCCCGCCUGGCAUCUGGCGCCGGCACUUGGAGGCCUGGCUGCGGACUCCUCUCCUUCCGGGGGGGGUUACUCAGCGUCCGCCCCCACCCCCCCCCACCCCCCCGCUGCCACCUCUCGUGUUGGAGGAACUGGGUUUCUUGAGCUGCCCACGGCUGUGGGAACUCACUGGGCCUGGUGCCUGGGGACCCUCUCGGCUGCCCAGUGGUAAGUAAGCUGGGCCACCGAGCGCCCGCCUCGCGGCUCCUCCGGUUCUGUCUGCGGCGGCCGGUCAGACACGGAGGGAGCCGCUGCUGAGGAAGUCGGACCUUGGAGCAAAGGCGAGGACAGAGGCUGCCGGCCGGGACCAAGACCGGCCCCUCUCAAGAGCAGCUCUGCUAGCUGGCGGAGCUGGUCAGAGAUCAGACAGGCGUGAACUAGGUUCCUAGGUAAAUCCUGCCUGUUUUCAACCUAGAAGGCACUUGGGCAUCUCCAGUCGAACAGGAAGGGACAUCAAGUUGUAGGGCCCAGAUACAAACUGGUUUUGCCUGCCUUGUUUCUUUUUUUCCUGUCUGUUCUCUUGCACACACCACAUGAUGUUGCUUUUAAAGGACAUUUUUAUUACUGUUUUUAGAAUUACACAUACCCAACGUGUAAAGUGCCCUCACUUUAAAAAUGAUAGUUCCUUCAUGGGAAAAAUAGUUCUCAUCACAAGGAUGAGCUUCUAGGACCCUGAACUUCCUUUCUCCCCAGUUAUUUAACACCUCACUUGAGCUCGAGUUGCUGUGUGCUAACAGCCCCGCUCCUCCGGAGUGCCCACGUGCCCAGCUUUCCUUCCUUCCUGUUUCCCUCAGACCACUUUCCUGCUCCCAUGUAGGCACCCGCUCACCACGCUGGCUUCAUUUGGGGGGGUUCAGUUUAUGCCCUCGACUGCUGGUCUCUCCUUCCUGGUUGGAGAUGUCACUGGAAACUCGUCAGCAACCAGAAAGGGACACACUGCAGUCUGCAGAGGUUGGGGGAAGCCGAGAGCAGCCAGCUCCCGCCCUGAGCUUCUUGGGGACCCUCCAGGACUUAAGGGACAAGAUGGAUCGUUCGGUCCUUCCUGGACGGCUUUUCCCGUAAGCGAAGCCAAGUUUCUUUGAGAUUAACUCUGGCUUGAAAACAAAAGUGCCUUCUGCUGCUCUGAAGAGUUGAGGCGUAUGGUAUGAAGCAGCAAUGUCCUUUCAUUUCCCUGGUCUCUGGGGCACUGUUCUCUUGGCAGGUGUUUUCUUAACGUGAACAUGCCAGAAGUCCUCUCCCUUGGCGUACCCAGACCACAGAGUGGAGGGCAUUUAGUGUGCCAGGCAGCCAGCGGGCCCAGAGCAGUGGGGAGUGGUGUCUACGCCAAGUCACGUGAAGUGACACUAAGCACUUUAAAACAGAAGGUCAAAGUGAUGGGUCAUUCUCUGUAGCAGGAGCCCCACUUGGGGUGAGUGUAAUGUGGGUGGGUUAAUCUAGACAGUGGGGGAUUCGUGAAGACCAAGGAAAUUCUUCCAGGACCCUGAGGUGGUGAUGUGACAGAUAGUCCCAGUCUUCUCCCCCCAGCAAGUUUGUCCCCUGUCAUCUUUACGGACAGAUGGCAGCACGGGCGCCUCCUGCCCCGGCACUGGGGCCUGGAAGGAAUUGAUGGGGAAGAGGGAAGGAGGGCAUGUGAUCAGGGUCCCAGGGCCACGGCCUUCAGAUGCCAGGAAGCAAAUGUCAUAUGCUCCCGCCGUGGCCUAAGGAGGGGGUUCGUUUGUUUUGUGGCUUUGCUGACAUCAGGGUUCCCCCUGCCAAUGAGAGGAAAGCAUUAUCCUUUACCUUCAGGUGGUUUACUGUUCUGUAAAGAAUACAUGUAAAUAUUUUGUACAGAGCCCUGUAUAAAAUAAAUAGCCAUACGUGGUUACUAA